Molecule: messenger RNA, 1353 nt
Organism: Drechmeria coniospora
Lineage: Eukaryota; Fungi; Ascomycota; Sordariomycetes; Hypocreales; Ophiocordycipitaceae
Product: decaprenyl-diphosphate synthase subunit 1
Exons: 2
Coding region: 1-1353 (450 amino acids)
Biological process (GO): isoprenoid biosynthetic process; ubiquinone biosynthetic process
Cellular component (GO): transferase complex
Molecular function (GO): prenyltransferase activity
Source: RefSeq, a predicted model, not a curated record
AUGCAGCUCCGUCGAGGAGCCAGCGUGCUCGGCGAGGCCGUCGCAGGCAGGCUCGCGGCACCGACAUGCGUCCUCUGCCGCCUUCCGCCCGCGGCGCUCGGGCCGUCGAGGAUACGCCGGCAACGCAUACACAGCUCCCAGCAAAGGGACUCGGCCUGGGCGGCGGCCGUCCAGGUCGCGUCCAACAUGGUGGGUAACGUGGUCAACAAGGCGGCGGCAAACGACGGCAUGACCAUCGACCCCCUGCGGACGGUGGCCAAGGAGAUGAAGUUCCUCACGGGAAACAUCCGGAAGCUCCUCGGAUCCGGCCACCCCUCGCUCGACCGGGUGGCCAAGUACUACACGCAGGCCGAAGGCAAGCACGUCCGGCCGCUCAUCGUCCUCCUCAUGAGCAGGGCAACCCACCUCUGCCCGAAGGACGGCCGUCCCCAGACGCCGCAGAGCGCGAGGGCCAUCGACACGUGCAUAUCGCCGGAGCAGAUCCUCGCGGACAACAACCCGUCGGCGGCGUCACCGACGUCGCGGGAGCCCGAGCCGGCGGACGGCACCGUCGACAUCCUGCCGGGCCAGCGACGGCUCGCCGAGAUCACGGAGCUCAUCCACACGGCCUCGCUCCUUCACGACGACGUCAUCGACCACUCCAUCUCGCGGCGCGGCGCUCCGUCGGCCAACCUCGAGUUCGGCAACAAGAUGGCGGUGCUGGCCGGCGACUUCCUCCUCGGCCGAGCCUCCGUCUCGCUCGCUCGGCUGCGGCACGUCGAGGUCAUCGAGCUUCUCGCCACCGUCAUCGCGAACCUCGUCGAGGGCGAGUUCAUGCAGCUCAAGAACACGGAGCGCGACGAGCGAAGCCCGCAGUGGUCGGACGAGACGCUGACGUACUACCUCCAAAAGACCUACCUCAAGACGGCGAGCCUCAUCUCCAAGUCGUGCCGGGCCGCGGCGCUCCUCGGCAACGCCGACGGCACGACGGUCGAGGCGGCCUACUCGUACGGCCGGAACCUCGGGCUCGCCUUCCAGCUCGUCGACGACAUGCUCGACUACACGCGCACCGGCAAGGACCUGGGCAAGCCGGCCGGCGCCGACCUCGAGCUGGGCCUCGCGACGGCGCCGCUGCUCUUCGCCUGGAAGCAGAACCCCGAGCUCGGCGCGCUCGUCGGCCGCAAGUUUUCGCGCGAGGGUGAUGUGGAACGGGCUCGGGCCCUCGUCCUCGAGAGCGACGGCAUCGAACAGACGCGGGCCCUCGCGCACGACUACGCCGAGAGGGCCAUUGCCGCCAUCGCCGACUUUCCCGACAGCGAGGCCAAGGACGGCCUGAUUGAGAUGUCGUACUCGACCAUCAAGAGGCAGAAGUAG